Messenger RNA from Anolis carolinensis (green anole), 1505 nucleotides. RefSeq names its product ribosome binding factor A (gene rbfa). Gene Ontology annotation, biological process: rRNA processing. The record is from RefSeq and is a predicted model, not a curated record. The transcript has 7 exons. NCBI's taxonomy places the organism in Eukaryota, Metazoa, Chordata, Lepidosauria, Squamata, Anolidae. The coding region runs from base 87 to 1211 and encodes 374 amino acids.
GCCACUAGGGGCGCUGUGCUGGCUGCCUGGCAAAGGAGGCCGAGUGGAAUGGCUUCCCGGGAAGAAGCCUAGAAGGGGAUCCUUCCAUGUGGCUCCUCCGCAUGACCGCGGGGGCUGCAGCCACCUCCGCCGCCUCUUCCUCCUGUUUCUCGCACAGGGCGAGCCCGCUUCUCCGGACCGCAGGCGCCGUAGCCUGGCUGGACGUCUCUUUCCGUGGCUUCGGCGCCGAAGGAGGCCUUUCCCCGCCCCAGCGCUCCGGCUGCCGGGCUCUGCACUGUUCCGGCGCCCUUGGCGGUUCCAGGAACCUUCUCAGGAAGUUCCUCUCUAAGAAAAAGAAGAAGUUUUGGUAUGAAAGUCCUUCUCUGAGCUCUCACCUGACACCAAAGCCAUCCAGUUUGGCAAACACAUUAAAGCUUGCUCCACCAAAGAAAGGAGACAGCACACGGAAAAAGGUGCUGAAUGUCUUGUUAUUUAAAGCUGUGAGAGAUGUGCUGAGUACUUGUGAUGCCGGUCAGGAAGUGUAUGACCUCUGUGUGGAACUGUCCAAGGCAUCCCUCACAUCAGAUUUUUCAAUAUGUCGAAUAUAUUGGAGGACUACUGGUAACAUAGAGCAGGAUGACCAUAUUGAGAAAGUUCUGCAGAAGAGUGCUCCACGUAUAAGGCACAUUCUGAUCACAUAUCAAGUCAUGGGAAAUGUUCCUUCAAUAGUCUUUGUUAGAGAUAAGGAAGAUGCUGUUGUAAAAGAGAUUGAACGGUUGUUGGCAAUUGCUGAUAUGGGGCCAGAAGAAGGAGGUGUUGAAUUGGUUCUUAAUGAUGUCAGUAAACAAAGCUCCACUACGUGUGACGUGUACUUGGACUCCUCACCUUCUUCUGUCCAUGCUAAUCUGUUUGGAAUUGAUCAUGAAGCGUUAAAUAAGCAAAUACUUGAGUAUAAAAGAAUGAAAAAGGACAAGGAAAUAGAAGGGGUUGGACUGUCAGAACAGCAGGAGCAGCAGCUGGCUGAGAUACGAAAGCAAAAGAAAAUGAGAUGGAAAAAAACCAAGAAACCAUUUGACGAUGAUAUUACUCCUCAGAAAUAUCUAAUGGACAAAUACAAUGAAGCUUAUUGGGAUCAUGAAGUUGCAUCCUCACAGGAAAAUCAAUUGGAACAUGAAUCAGAUGAAAAUGAUAAUGAAGUGGAGAUAGAUAGCAGAACCACCAAGGUUAAGUAAGGAUGAACAUUGACUUCUUUUUCUUGUUUGCAUUGCAAUAGUUUGCAAUGAUGUCCAAAUAAAACAAACAAUGACCAAUGCAAAAUACGAUUUACCUACAAACUAGGAGCAGAUAACUUGUGGUUCUCCAGACGUUAUGGGACUGCAAUUCUCAUUAUCCCUUACAAGUAAUGCUGGUGGUUUCAGUCCACCAAUAUUUGGAAGGCUGUAGUUUCCCAACCCUGCUCUAAAUCCACGUCAAAGCAUGAUUUGAAGAUAGUUCCUGGUUAUGUCAAAUAAAAGUUUGCUUUGGGA